UUAAAAAUGAAAGUUCCAGAUGUCAAAAGAUGUUGCUUUUGUAUUCCAUUACGUUCUGGGAUUAUAAUCCUUGCAUACAUAAAUAUAAUUUUCUUAGUCUUAACGGUAGCAGUACUUGUUAUAAAUACAGAGAUACAGAAGUACACAUUAACGAACGAUUCGUCAGUGGAGGUUCUGACCUCCACAAUCUUGUUCAGUAUCCUCGGGAUGGGAGUCAUUCUUAACUUUCUACUUUUAGUGGCAGCUUAUCAGAAGGACAUCUCAAUGUUACGCCUGUACAACUAUUACGCUGUGACGACGUCUCUGGCCGCUUUGGUACCCACAUUUUUUCUUCUAUCUCGUCGAGUUUAUAUUGACUCCGCUAUUUCAUUUUUCGCUAUAGGAAUGCAAUUCUACGUUAUGAUGUUGGUUCGUAGCGAGGUCGUGAAAUUAGAAAGAAAAUUGUACCGGCGCGGUGAAGAUGAACACGAAAACGCUCAAGAGGCUGUGCAUGUACCCGAUUCUGUCACUUUAUUAUAA
Messenger RNA from Zerene cesonia (dogface butterfly), 519 nucleotides. RefSeq lists its product as uncharacterized. The transcript has 4 exons. The annotation marks the transcript as partial. The record is from RefSeq and is a predicted model, not a curated record. Lineage: Eukaryota; Metazoa; Arthropoda; Insecta; Lepidoptera; Pieridae.